Pecten maximus is the source of this 5029-nucleotide messenger RNA. RefSeq names its product vicilin-like seed storage protein At2g18540. The record is from RefSeq and is a predicted model, not a curated record. The transcript is spliced from 5 exons. The coding region runs from base 141 to 1712 and encodes 523 amino acids. NCBI's taxonomy places the organism in Eukaryota, Metazoa, Mollusca, Bivalvia, Pectinida, Pectinidae.
GCGUAACCAAAUCCAAUAUGGUAGCCUUUGGUUUUGGAGUCUUCCGAAUCUAGAGCAAUUUGAUGAUAGUUAAGUGUAUAAGCAUUCAAAGAAACAAUAAUUGAUACAGAGAAGAACAGAAUAAUAGUACAACUAGCAUCAUGGAAGCUAUAUUCAUCCAGAUGGAUAGGGUAUUGCUGCAUUCAUUAAUGGAAGCUGUUGACAAUAUUAAUGCUGGAAUAGGUAACGGAAAUGUUCCAUGUUCAGCGUUGGAGUUACAAAAUGUAAGAAUGAUGGAGAUUCUACAGGAAUUGUGUCUGAUUCAAUACUUCAACAAUGAAGCUAUUCCUACUCCAGUAUUUGACAGCGAGUUCUGGGAAACUCAGGAUUUAUCUUCUCUUAGUGUUAUGAUUGUGCCUAAUGGUGUCUACAUAUUCAGGCGUGAUGACUUUGGUUCAGUAAUAGAACAUCAGCAGAUGAUUUCUAAUGCCAACCAAUAUGCCCGUUACAUGGAGGAAAUGUUUAUUGCUGGAAAUGUGGUCGCAUUGGAAGCCUCUGAUCCAGCUCAGGACUGGAUCAGUCAGGAAAUGAUUAAACCGCAUGUGAUAACAAUAAGGGAAAUGUUAAAAUUCACGGAUGUUCAGAUCAAAAAUGGAUUGGAAAAUCUUCAUAGAAGAGGUGAGGAGAUCAAUUUCCUGAAUCUGCUGGACGCCCUGAUUCUGACGGAGGAUGCUGUGGUGAAUGUUUAUGUCGGGACAAGGAAAUAUGCCUUCUCUGCUGAUGUCAAACUUGUCCUCCAUGAAUGUUUUGAUAAAUACCAGAGAGAACCAACAAUGGAAGAAUUUGACCAGGAAUGGAAUCGCAUCAAAGGUACUGGCAUAGAACAUUUGAUCAACCUUCUGGACAUAGAGAGAACCAGGGCUGAACAGGCCGAUACCAGGGCUGAACAGGCCGAUACCAGGGCCAUCAGGGCACACAGGGAGAGGAUUGAGGCUAUGAGGCAGAUUAACACAGCCAUGGAGGACAGGAAUGAAGCACAGGAGAUGAUGAAUGCUGCCAUUGAGGAAAUCAUACAGGCCAAGGAUAGGGAAGAGAGUCUAGAGGAGGAGAAGAGGAGAGCAGAGGAGGAGAUUGUACAGAGGAUACAAAAGGAGGCAAUGUUACAGGAGGAGAAGAGGAGAGCAGAGGAGGAGAUUGUACAGAGGAUACAAAAGGAGGCAAUGUUACAGGAGGAGAAGAGGAGAGCAGAGGAGGAGAAGAGGAGAGCAGAGGAGGAGAUUGUACAGAGGAUACAAAAGGAGGCAAUGUUACAGGAGGAGAAGAGGAGAGCAGAGGAGGAGAUUGUACAGAGGAUACAAAAGGAGGCAAUGUUACAGGAGGAGAAGAGGAGAGCAGAGGAGGAGAAAAGGAGAGCAGAGGAGGAGAAGAGGAGAGCAGAGGAGGAGAAGAGGAGAGCAGAGGAGGAGAAGAGGAGAGCAGAGGAGGAGAAGAGGAGAGCAGAGGAGGAGAUUGUACAGAGGAUACAAAAGGAGGCAAUGUUAGAGGAGGAGAAGAGGAGAGUAGAAGAAAUGUUAUUACGUGAAAAGAUGAGGGAACAAAUCAGAGCAGAGAUAUUGGAACACGAAAAGAGGAAACUUGAAGAAGAAAAACUGUUAAUGGCAGCAAAAUUUGAGGAGGAGAAGAGAAUUCUUUUAUCACGAAUACAACAAAUAUCAGGAUGUGCACAAGCAUGAUUUGUGUGUUGAGUGGGUGUUGUAUGUUUAGUGGUUUGAAUGAGAGCUGUGUGCUGUAAGGAUGUGAUCAAAAUCAUGAAUGCUAGUUUGUAUAGUCUACAUUUGACAGCUAUUAUGUAAUUUAAAUGUAAUCUUAUUAAGUCAAGGGGAAGCUACUCUGUACAGACCACAAUUUAUUCAACUUUUCCAGAUAUAAGUUGAACAUUUGAAUAUAAAUUUGGUUUGUUAUCUGAUUGUCAUCUGCUACGUCUUUGUUAGCAUUAAGAUAUAUUGCACAGUACCAAAAUCGUUAUAUAUUUUCUAAUAUAUCAUGAUCUAUUUCAUCAUCUGAACAUUAUAGUGCUAUUCAUAGUUUGAGUGUAAAUAUGGUAUCAAUCACAUUGUCAUCACAUUGUAAAUAUCUCCUCUUUAACAUUAUCAGUGUCAAUAUCUCCAUCAUUACAUUAUCAGUGUAAAUAUCUCCAUCAUUACAUUAUCAGUGUAAAUAUCUCCAUUAUUACAUUAUCAGUGUAAAUAUCUCCUCUACGUUAUCAGUGUAAAUAUCUCCAUCAUCACAUUAUCGUUUAACAAUUAUCAGACUUAGUAUCUGUGACAUAACCUUUUCAGUGUUAAUAUCUCGUACAUUACAUAACAUUAUCAAAAUGUAGAUAUAUUAUUUUGUUUUCUGACUGAUAUUUAAAUAUUUACAUCCCUAGUGACCCAACCUGAGUCAUCUGCUUGUAAAUAUUUGAAUCAUGUCAGUUCGAUUGGGUUAUAACUGUACAUUAACUCUCAUAUCAAGGAGUAUUUUGUUUUAUUGUACCAGAUUUCCGGUACAAUCACAUUCAACACAGUUUAGAUGAGGGUAAAUUGAACGCUUGCCCUCAAGUAAUGUUUGUUGUUUCAUAUGAGAGCUAUAGAAGUUUUUCAUCAAUAUUUUUUUUCAUUACAUAUGUUGUGGAUACAAAUUAAUUUUGAUAAUGGUACAUUAAUCACUAUGAAAUGGAAAGAUUUCAUCCUCAUUCUAUUUUUCAACGUAAAUACACUGUAUAAAAAUAUCACAGAUUGCAGCAAAAACAUUUUUGUUUUUCAUUGAUAGUAUUUUAAAUGGCAGCAGAGAUUAUAUACAAACCUGAAGUAUAUACAGUACUGUAUACAAAUGAUGUCGCAAUAUGUUGAAUUUGAUUUUUUUUUCCACAAAAUCUCCACUCAAUUUCCUCAUCAAAAUUUUCUUGAAAUAAUUUUUGUUUUCACAAAAAGAAUAUGACAGAUUUCUAUACAUGUCUAUCACUUGCAGCUGAAUUCUUUUGCUUUUGCCAAAAAAUCAUGUUAGGUAAUUAAAAGAAUGAAAUAAAGUUAAAUCUAAUUGUAAUAUUCAUUUUAAUCUUAAGUUCACUUUAAUCGUUUUUAAUGUCCUUUAUGUACCAAGGUGAAUUAUUACUGAUCAGUUGAGCUGUAUUUUAUUAAAAACAAUGUUUGAAAAUCUCAUGACGCAUGGUCUAUUUUAAGAAUUACAACUUAAAUUUUUAAAUAGAUUUAUUUAAUAAAUGAAUAUUUAAAAUAUUUUUAAAAAUCUCGCAACAGAAUUUUUUAAAUGCACAUGUUUUAUAAAACUUCCUUCAAUAUUUGUUAAAAGUAUUUUUUUAACUUCUGAAGAAUUUGAAAAUGUCUUACAAAAGUGUAUAUGACAAUUAUUAUAUGCUAGAGGCAGUAAUGUUCUAUGAAGAUUUAUUGUCAUCACUGAAAAAUGUAAAGGGAGGUAAUUUAUCUUGUUGUAAAUGUUUGCUUAAUAUAAUGUUAUUUUAAAGUGCUGGUCCAUUUCUUGGUAUGAAAUAAGCUGUCUCUUUUGAAUUAUUCUGAAGGGAUCAAUAUAUAUUUAUAUACUUGUGUAGAUUUUAAAAUUUGUUGUCUAGUUGAUGUUGGAAAUCAUGGUCUAAGACAUGUAUUACCUCUAAUUCCCAGGUAUAUCAGGAGUGAGAAUUUAUAUUGAUGUUUUUUUCUGGAUUUAAAUGUUUGACAGUUUAAGAUACAGAUUUGUAACAAAAACCAAAAGUUUCUUCCAAUAGACAAAAGUGUAUGUUUUAAAACCUCUGAUGAGUAAUUCUCAAAAAGAAUUCUGUAAAUUUUUCUUGUUUGGUUAGUUACAAUUAUUAGGAGUAUGGCAAAUCAAGGAUGUAGAAUCGGGUUACGAUGUUAUUAACAUUCAAUGAUACAGAAUUGUAUCAUCCUCAAUGUUAUCAUUCAGAUACUAACUAGCAUCGGUACUGAAUCACAAAAUUGUAGCGGUAUUAUUACAGAUUUAGAAUUGAUAUAUUCUAACAGCAUUUUAUUUAGCAACGGGAUUUAUUUUUCUUUCAAUUUUGAAAAGGCAAGGAAAGACCUUUGUCUAUAAAUUUUGAAUUAGUAAUGGAAUAAUUUGACAUUAAAUUUCGAAUUACUGAGGGAAAUAUUUUGUCAUUAAGAUUUGAAAUACCAAGUGAAUACAUAAUCAAUGGAAUUUUUUUUUUAAUUAGCAAGUGAAUUCUUGGACUUUUAUAGAAUUUUAUGAAUGAUAUGUACAGAUGUUUCUUGUAAUAUUUAUAUACGAUAUUAUGAUGUUUUGUGGCAAGGUUACUCUUAAGUAAAAUGCUGUCUAUCAUCAAAGAAAAGUUUUGAAUUUUCAAAGGUACACUGCAUUUGAUAUUUGAUGUAAUGUUGGUAUUUAUUUUCAUAAUUUGAGAAGGGGUUACUUUAUGACUGAACACAAAAAGGUUGACCAAAUGAAAUAUGUACUUGUGUACAUUUGACAUGUUUUACUGAAUUUAAAAAUCUUGUUAGAUUUGAACCAUUUCAUUAUUUUUUUUAAGAUGGGAAUUGUGUAUGUAAUCUUACAAUUUAAGACUUUCCAAUGUGAAAUCUAAUAUAAUAAAUGUUCUAUACUGUUGCUGAGAAUUGACAAAUGUCUAUUUUCUAUAUAUAUUAAGUAUACCUUAUCAUGACAAAAACAAAUUCUACCCAGAGACAUUUUAAAGUCUCCACACCAUCUAUAUUAUGAUUAUAUUACUGUACAUACAUGAAUGGUUGACAAGUUUUUUUUAUUAUACCUUAUUGACAAGGUAUCCUUGAUACUCCAGGGGUUACGAUUACAUACAUUCUCGUGAUCAUGACCCCAGGGGUGUUGAAGAUGUUGACAAGGAUGGCGAGUAACUAAAUGUGUUGAGGUAGACGUUGGUUAGUAUUGCAAUAUAACAAAGUUUUGUCUAUUUUCUGUAUUUCAAGAUAGGACUGUCAUUUCUUUUGUACCCAUUGAAAAUAAUCUAUGCAGCAGCUAUCUAAUAAAGUAAAAGAAAAACAAAAUA